This is a messenger RNA of Thecamonas trahens ATCC 50062, 2764 nucleotides long. RefSeq lists its product as uncharacterized. The transcript has 3 exons. Bases 1 to 2718 code for a protein of 905 amino acids. Gene Ontology annotation, biological process: intra-Golgi vesicle-mediated transport. Lineage: Eukaryota; Apusomonadida; Apusomonadidae. Gene Ontology annotation, cellular component: COG complex; Golgi apparatus. The record is from RefSeq and is a predicted model, not a curated record.
AUGUCCGUCGACGUGUUUGUCACCGCCACCGUGCCCGAGGUCCGCGCCAUGGCCGCAGACAUGGACGCCCGCAUCGACGCAAAGUCCGACGAGCUCAAGCUCCUGGUCUCGGACCGAUACAUGGAUCUGCUCUCGGCUGCAGACUCGGUCGUUGCCAUGCGCGACCUCUCGGCUGACGUCGUCUCGCUUACUGCUGCUGCUGCCGCCGCCACAGAGUCGCUUGUCGCCUCGUCUGCCUCCGAGUCGCAGGCGGCCUCGGCCCCCUCGCGCGCUCGCCGCAGUGCGCACAGUGGAGGCACGAACGAGAUUGUCCUUGACGUUGCGCUGCUGGCCUCCAUUCUUCUCUCCACGCCCGAGCUCAUCUGGGGCGCGCUCGAGGUCCACGACUUUGCCGGCGCCGCCCGCUGCUACGUCCUCGCUGAGAACAUCCAUCGCUAUCUGCGCAGCUCGGACGAGCUCGCGCCGGUCCUGGCCAAGUUCCCGGUUGUCGCCUCGCAAUGGGACUCAAUUACGGCCUUUCCACGGCUCAUUGCCAAGGCUGCCCACGAGGCGCUUGCCGAUCUCCCGCUUGGCGCCCUCCUCGACCCGCCGCAUGACGCCCAGCUCUGGACCGACGAGGCCGUCUCAGCGCUCGCCGCCCACUGCGUCCUCACCGGCGCCUCGCUCCACGGCGCCCUGGAACACCUCCUAGCCGUGCGCCUUGCCGCUGCAGAGGCCCACCUACAGGCGCUCGCCGAACGUGCAGACGCGCUUCCGGCUGGCGACGUCCUGCCCGAGGCCGACGUCACCGCCGCCCUCGCCAACUUUGUCCUUGUGCUCGACGACGGCCUUCGGCUCGUCCAUGCCGUCUUUGCUGCUGUCUCUCCGCCUCUCGCCCAGACGCUGGCCACCUUUGAGGACGGUCUCGCGCCUGCCGCCUUUGAGGCCCUGGCCCAGCCUCUGCUUGCUGCUGCUGCUGCCGGCCGCUCGCGCGCGCUCGGCCGCCUUCCGGCCGCGCUGCAGACCUUUGCACGUGCUGCACCACACGGCCCCCGCCCGGGCCCCUGGUCCCACCACCCGCUCACCAUGGACUCGCUCCGUGCCACCCUGUCCACCUGGCUGGUAUCUUGGGCCGAGUCGAUGCAGAGCCUGGGCGUCGAGGUCCUCGACCAGGUCGCUUCGGGCCCGCAGCUGGCUUCGCUCACCCGCGCCCUCUGGCGCCUGCUGGAUGCAGCGUACACCGGCCGCCACCGCAGCCUUCUCGCUGAUCCGGAGCUUGGCGCCGUCGUCGCCGGCACCGUUCUUCACGUCGAGCUGUGGGACGCCGUCUUCUCCCAGCCGUUUGCUGACCGCGGCGCCGAGCUCAUUGCCGACUGUCUGGCCGAGCUCGACCUCGUCGCCCUUGCACGCACCAUCGGCGAGUCUGCGCUGCCCGGGCCCGGGCCGUGGGACGCCCUUCCCGCCGCGGCACUGUCGUCCUCCCCAGAGCCGCUCUCGGACCUUGUCACCUCCACGCUCCGCGCCGCCAACGGCGUGACCCCCGCCCCCGCCGCCGCCGCUGUUGCCGCCUUUGACACCAUCGUCUCCAAGCUCCUCGCCACUGUCCACGACGUUGCCUUCCCACAAGCACAGGGCGCCUGGAGCCCCGCAGUUCACACCGCACGCGUUGCGCCGCUGGUCCUGGACGCCCUCGCCGCAACCGUCCACGCCACGCUCAACACCCAGCUCGACGCCGCCAACGCAGCGCUUGGACGUCACCCCGCCCUCGCCGCUGCCCUCGCGCUCCUCCUCCGCGGCAUCGACCUCGCUUCGGCCGAGCUACCCAAGCUGUGGCACCUUCUCACCCUUGCUGCCGCCGCCAAGACAGGCGCCAGCCUCACCCUACCCGCCGUUGCCUUUCUCAAGCCGGGCGCAGCCGCAAGUACGGCUGGCACUCCCAGCGGGGGCCUUGGCCUCGCGCCGGCCUCGACCGCCGCCCGCGCCGCCGCCCACCGCCGUGCGCUCGCCUCGUCGAGCGGCUCCGGCCCGUCGUGCGCCUUUUAUGCUGCCGCACGCCGCAUCCAGCUCGCCGCUCUUGCGUCUUGGGCCCCACCUGCACUCGCUCCGAUCGCUGCCGCGCUCACAUCCGCGCUCGCCGCCGACGACUGGUCAUCACGCACCCGCCGCGACGAGUGGCCUGACCAUCCCGAAGCUCGCCUUCCGGUCUUCCCCUCGCACUACGCUAUGCACUUUCUCUUUGCCGGCUGCGAGGCGCUUGACGCGCUCGGCGGCUCGGCCCUCCACCGCAACGCUGUCAUCGCCUUUGCCGGCCACCUCGAGGCUGCCGCCCUCGAGGCCUACACCAGCAAGGUCCGUACCGCCACCGUCUCGGAUGCUGGCGCAUGUCAGGCUCUCUUUGACGUCCACUUUGCACGGGCUGUCCUCGCGACACGCGCACGGGACUCGCUAGCUCGCGUCGCCGCCUGGGAUGCCGUAGUCGCUGCCCUCGAGGCAGCCAUCGACCCGGUCGACCUCGUUGUCUAUGCUCCGCGCAUUGCCACCGCCGUCUCGCUUCACUUUGAUCGUUCCGCCAUCCUCCUCGGCCUCCUCACCCAGUACGCGGCCAAGGCGCGGUCGUCGGCGUCGACCCGCGGCAAUUAUGUUGAGCAGCAGCCGGUUGUUGUCCUCGCCCCGUCGGCCUCGCGCAUCUCUGAGCUCGCCGUUGCGCUCCCACCUUCGUUGCAGGCUCGUCGCAGCUGAGCUGAAAGGGAUGGAGACGUUUACGUAAAGGCUAGUCUGCCCACUC